Molecule: messenger RNA, 2024 nt
Organism: Synchiropus splendidus (mandarinfish)
Lineage: Eukaryota; Metazoa; Chordata; Actinopteri; Syngnathiformes; Callionymidae
Product: cell division control protein 42 homolog
Exons: 6
Coding region: 170-745 (191 amino acids)
Biological process (GO): small GTPase-mediated signal transduction
Molecular function (GO): GTPase activity; GTP binding
Source: RefSeq, a predicted model, not a curated record
UUGAGUUCGGCAUGAGUUGCGUGAUGACGUACUUCCCUCCAACGUAAUUUUUGACUGUCCCUGUUGAGCUGCCUGGGAAGCCCCUAGCGCGGAGCUGCCAACGCCCGACGUAAAGACACAAAUAGUGGAUACGGUAUUGAAUGAAUAGGGGAGACUGUGCAGCAGAACGAUGCAGACCAUCAAGUGUGUUGUAGUUGGGGAUGGUGCAGUGGGUAAAACCUGCCUGCUGAUCUCAUACACCACAAACAAGUUUCCCUCUGAAUACGUACCUACAGUGUUUGAUAAUUAUGCCGUAACUGUAAUGAUUGGAGGCGAGCCUUACACACUCGGCUUGUUUGAUACUGCAGGUCAGGAAGACUACGACAGGUUACGACCUUUGAGUUACCCUCAGACAGAUGUCUUCCUCGUCUGCUUUUCUGUCGUGUCCCCAUCCUCGUUUGAAAAUGUCAAAGAAAAGUGGGUUCCAGAGAUCACCCAUCACUGUCCAAAGACCCCCUUCCUGCUAGUCGGAACGCAGAUUGACCUGCGGGACGACCCAUCCACUAUAGAGAAACUGGCCAAGAACAAGCAGAAACCGAUCACACCAGAGAUGGCUGAGAAGCUGGCAAGAGACCUCAAGGCUGUGAAAUACGUGGAGUGCUCUGCUCUGACGCAGCGAGGGCUGAAGAAUGUUUUUGACGAAGCAAUCCUCGCUGCCCUCGAGCCGCCCGAGACGCAGCGACAGAGGAAAUGCUGUUUAUUUUAAACUUUGUUUUGCCAACACUCAUCCUCCUUCCCAAGUCCUCAACUCCAUGUCUGCAGUUUUACUAAGGGAUCUAUACCAAGACUGAUCAGGCUUCCCUCUCCUUCAUUUUUACAAAAUUACUUCAACAUUCCUGGGCAGAUCCAUCCCUUCUGUCUGCUGAGUAGCUUCCAGAGGAUGCAGGAUGUCGUGCUUGCUCCAUCUUCCUCCACCUUCAUCCUGUACUGGUUUAUGAGAGGAAAUGUUGCAGUUCCACUUUUAAACUUCAUAGAGAAUUUGUAUGCUUAAGCGCAAGGAGUUCUGUGCACCACAUUGAUCUAGACUCAACUGAUUCUCGGUUAAUGGGUCUUUAAAUGUGAUGUUCUUAAUAUUUGACACAAUGGUUGUGUUUACAUUGGGGCAUGUGGUAUUGUCACCAAUGUCCAGAUUAAACUCUUUAGAAUUGUUAAGAAAUCUCUGUGUGAAAUGAUUAAAGACACAUUCAUCUUCCCCUGGCUCUUUCCUUUCAGCCAAAUCAUGCCAGUUGAUUGGUCAGAUCGGUCACAUGAUCCCACUCACGGUGCCAUUGGCAGUGUGGGACUGUGUGUGUGGACGUAAACAUGUUUGCAGGCAUGGCCAUUUGUUUUCCUCCCCUUCAUUUAGUGCUCUUUCUAAGAAGCGUUCUGACUUGCAUGUUGUGUUUAUCGACUCUCUGAAGUGUACGACUGCGCUACUUCAGUUUCUUCGCAGCACUGCCGCAUAUUUGUUUUUGGUCAUAACAGUAGUAAUAAUGAAUGAAUGAUGUGUUUUAUCAAAUUUAUCAAGAGAAUUAAUUUGGAUCCCUUUAUCAUGAUCUCAGUUGUUCAAUGUUACCGAAAAGAAAUGCAAUAGCUUAACGGAGGCCAAACUGCACGGUGACUUCAUAUCAUUUUUUGGGAAACAGGAUACAAGAAGGCAGCUGGUUACUUUCUCCAAACGGAAAUAGUUUUAUUGGUUAUUCAGAGUCCAAAGAAACAAGCAUACUCUUAUAAAAGAACAGUAGCGGAAUGAACAAAAAGUUUGAGCAAACUUGUGACUUUGAUAUGGAAGCAGUAUUUCAUUUCAUAUAUUGUUAUAGCUUGACUGCAGGAAUGAAGAGUUUUCUUUCUUAAAAAUAAUUGGUGCUGGCGUCCGGUCACUGCCUACACUCAUAUUUAACAUCAUUUGUUGACUGCUGCUGGGAUUUGUGCCCUUUUUUUUACCUUAUCAUUUAUGUUUUGACUUCUGCAUGUGUGCAACACCCCUUCAUCCAUCUGUUUGUGUG